CUUUAAUAUUAAAUAUGCCUAUAACAACAAGAUUUGCAUCUACUAUUUCCAAAGAUGCAUCUUCUAUUGAUAAACCUAAUUCAGUAAAUAUUGAGUCAGCUCAACAAUUUCGUGAAAAAGCCUUUAAUUUACGAAAGAAGCGUGAAAGCCCAAAAGAAUGCUCUUCCUUACAGAAUGUCAUGAUACAAUUAAUCAAUCAACUUUUAGAUAUUGAUAAAAGUAAAUUAUUAUGGAGUAAGCUGCCAGAGAAUACGACAUGUACUUUUGAUUUUAUUAUUGAUCGAGUUUAUAAGCUGAAAUACAAGGAUUUGGCUUCAUUAAAGUCUGAUAUUGAUUCUCUAUUUUCAUCUAUUGUAUUAUCAAUUGAUCAAACCAAAGAGCUAACUUUAAUUAAAAACUUGUAUUCAUUUGUUAAUGACUCCUUGAAAUUAGAAGCAUCUAGAUUAAAAGAAACAUUACCAAAUUCAGAUUAUAUUUUUGAUCGUAUCUCUUUAUUUAGACCUACAACUGACGGAUAUGCUUUUACCGACAUGAUUGUAAAAGAUCCUAAUGAAGGACCCAAAUUAGACUAUCCAUCCCAAAUACAGGAAAUGAUUGUUCAUCCAGCACAACCAGCAGAAAAAGAGGAAGUUUUAACCUUAAAGGAUGUUGUUGCUCCUGCACCCAAAUUUAUUUCAAAGGUCGUUAAACAUGAAAAUAAACCCAUCAUUCCAGUUCAAUGGCUUAAUUUUGGCGCCUUUUCAAGUUUUGCUCCAGCUUCAGAUUCAAAUAAUGCAAACAUAACAUAUGAAAGCACAUACAUGGGAAGGGCAACAAAACGAUUAAAGACGAAUCGAUUGGGAGAUGAGGAAGCAUUAAAUGCCGAUUGGCUUGCAAAAGAAGGUUUAGAUAUCAAAAUCAUUGAAGCAGCUUUAGAUAAAGAAUCCGAAACAGUUGAUGAAAAAUUAGAACAAAAUAGUCAUUUAUUAGAGAAACUUGUUAAUUAUCAAUCAGCAAGAUUUAAUUCUGAUGUAUCCAAAUGGAACGACGUACAUGAAAAGGAAAUGAAAACUGCUAAACUGCUUGAAAAGAACAUUACAAAAAUGCUAUCUAAUCUACCACCUAAUGCUACUACAAAUACAGAAGUGAUUGAAUCCUCUAUAGAACGUUUGCCAUUAUUUGAAGCCGCUUAUAGAGGAACGUUACCACCUCAUAAAAUAUUUUCAUUCCCUACAACUGAAAAGGCUGAAGUUUUACCUCCUUACGCUAAUAUAACACCUACUUAUGCAAAAGAAAACUGGCGUCUAGUCAGAGUCACUCCUUUUCCUCCUAAAGAUUUACCAGAAAAAUCGUUACCGACUUAUCGUAUGUUGAGUAUGUUGGAACAACAACAGAUGAGUUUCUACCAAAAACCUGUCUUUUCUGUUCAACAAGCAGCAGUGCCAUUCGUUUCAACUAAUAUGGUCCCCUUAUAUCAUCAGCAACAGUCACAACAAAGAAAAUAAAAAUAUAAUGUAAUAAAAGACCUUUUAUAAAUGUAUUCAAAUGCAAACAAUAAUAAAAAAAAAAAAAAAAAUAAUAAAA
This is a messenger RNA of Cokeromyces recurvatus, 1563 nucleotides long. RefSeq lists its product as uncharacterized. The coding region runs from base 15 to 1484 and encodes 489 amino acids. The record is from RefSeq and is a predicted model, not a curated record. The transcript has 6 exons. NCBI's taxonomy places the organism in Eukaryota, Fungi, Mucoromycota, Mucoromycetes, Mucorales, Mucoraceae.